AUGCCUAAAGCCUAUCUCGUUAGGUCUGCCGAACGCGCAUGCGACAAACGCGACUUCUACGACGAGAAAGGCGACUUGCCCGCUAAGAAAGACGACUUCUCCGACGAGAACGAGGCCGAAAAUCAAUUCUAUAUCUCCCUAGAUAGUAAUACGCGCUACCUCUAUUCACGCCGCCCUCUUCUAGCCGCGGCGUCUUGCUCACGACCGCCUAUACGGCUAUUACCCGAGCGGGACGAUAACCGCCUAUGCGGCUAUUACCUAAGCGGGACGUACGCGACUAAAACUACCCUCCCGCGGAUCCUAUAA
Molecule: messenger RNA, 306 nt
Organism: Pseudocercospora fijiensis CIRAD86
Lineage: Eukaryota; Fungi; Ascomycota; Dothideomycetes; Mycosphaerellales; Mycosphaerellaceae
Exons: 5
Coding region: 1-306 (101 amino acids)
Source: RefSeq, a predicted model, not a curated record